UUAUUUUUUAAAAAUAUCUUCAGUCAAAUAAAAAUUAUCUUCAUCCGAAGCGUUUCUUCCAAAAUUUAAUAGCAUUUUUUUUACUACAAUCAACAUCACUAAAAUCCGGAUCAAUGGCUGAGGUGCCCCUCUCGGUUCAAAAACGAUCCAAUAUACCCCUGUUAUUUUUGGAUUAUUUGAUAACAUUUAUUUUAAAUAGCGAAAAGGAGUAGAUAUCGAUUCUGCCCUUUCAAACUUAACAAAAUUACUGACCCAACCAAGAGAAACCCACCCAAACCCUAAUCCGCCCAUAUAUCCCGGAUCCUAAGUCGGAUCUAACUGUUAAAAACUGCAUAAAAUCACCCUUCAUCUUCCCAAUCGAUCAAAAGUAAAUUAGGGCAAAAAAUUUAAAAGAAAAAAGCAGACGAAACGAUGAUUGAUCCUAGUUCGUCGGGACCACUACGAGCAGUUACUAAGAAAAACUAAGUCAAACUAUCUAACUCUCAUCACAACAGCAAUCGAUUUGUAGGCGAAUCAGAGAAGGCAUAUGGUGCGUACAAAGAGGCCGAAUUAUGGUUUAACUGAUGAGGUUCCAUCGGAGGUUCGAAGAUCUAAGAGAACCUCUCAGGUGGUCUAUGAAGACUCGGACCCGGAAUCUUCAGAGAACGAAGAAGCAGGAGGCAACGAUGGAGGCGACGGAAGCAGCUGAACCGUCACGGACGACGGCGCAUCCGAUUCUUCAAUGGGAACCGAGCCAAUGCUUCUGAUGGAGAUGUACUUCUAGCCAACGGAGUACGUGAAAAAGAUCAAGCUGUCUACAAGGUGUUAUAUCUCGAAAGCAGUGGAUUUACUGCUAAGUGGAUUAAAGUAUCCACUUAGACCAGAGGAGAAGAUUUGGUUUGUAGAUCACCCCCAAUUCAAACAUUUCUUCCACAUGCACAAGGACUCAAACCACAAGUUAAUGGGGAUGUGGUUGCUGAUUCUUCGAACGGCGGUUACGGAGAGGAAAAAGGAAGCCUGGUUCAUUGUGAAUGGCGUGCCCAUUCGGUAUGGUCUACGUGAACACGCCCUCAUCUCCAGUUUAAACUGUCGCAGCUAUCCUCCUAACUAUUCGGAAAUGGGCAGUAUGGAGUUCGUGGAGAAGCACUUUGGGGCGGGGGAAAAAGUAAGAUACUCAGAUGUGAAAGAAAAGCUGGAGAAUAUGAAAUAUUCUCCAGAUCGGUUAAGGAUGGCCAUCCUUUUCUUUCUAUCAAGCGUCAUUAUUGGGCAGUCUAAGACAGGAGGUGAUGCUACUUGUGUGGAGCGGUUCUUUCAACGAGCAGUCAGUGAUCUGCAUUUGUGUAGGACAUUUCUCUGGGGGAGAUUGUCUUUUGAUAACAAUAUGGAAGAGAUCCAGCAUACUGUGGAUCAUUUUAAAGGGGUUGUUAGCGGAUCAAAUUGGACUUAUCCAAGCUUCUGCAUUCCUUUGGAGCUUCUAGCGUUUGAAGCAAUUCCAUCACUGAAGAAGAAAUUCCGAGAAGUUGUUCCAUCUGCGAGAAAAACUUGUCCGAGGAUGUGCAAGAGCAAGUUCAAAAAAAGCGCCAUGAAAGGAUUUUCUCUCGAGGAAGUAAAUGAAGCACUUUGUACAACUAAGAUGUACGAAGAAGACGUGGCCGCCCGACUAGAAGACGCGAAUGCCGUCAAAGCCGUCAAUGCCGCGAACGCCGAGAACGCCACGAAUGCCGCCAAUGCCUCCACUGGUUUUGUCUCUGACUUGGUUGAGGUCGUACAGAGGCUGAAGACGGAAAUGGAGAGUGGGUUCAAGAAGAUGAAUGACAAGUUUGCUGGGUUCAACACAAGACUUGCAGCAGUGGAAGGCUAUGUGAAAGAGCAAUUAGAUGCUCGAAGCAUGUAUGAGGACGUCAAUUAUGAUGAUUACAUUCCUCGUUCUAAUGUGAAUAACAAUGAUGGAGCGGAAGGAGCAGAGGGAGAAGAGCAAGAAGCAGAAGUGGAGAAGGGAGCAGGGAAGGAGGCGAAGACAGGUGUUGAGGAACAAGAGAAGGAGGCAGAGAAGGAGGCGGAGAAGGAGACAAGGGUUGAGGAACAAGAGAAGGAGGCAGAGAAGGAGGCGGAGAAGGAGACAAGGGUUGAGGAACCAGAGAAGGAACAAGAGAAGGAACCGGAGGGAGAAAAGAAUGAAGCGGCUAAGGAGGCAGAGGAGGAAGAGGCAGAAGAGGCAGAGGAGGCAGAAGAGGCAGAGGAGGCAGAAGAGCAAAGCGGUAAUUCUUCAAUAACGCGAUGUAGCAAUGUUAUAAGAGUAGGAGGCAGAUUGCUGAAGGUCCCUAACAAGUCUGUGGCUGCUGUUUUAUCUAAAGCUAAGGAGGUAGAGGAAGCUAAGGAGGAAGAGGGAGCAAAGGAGGCAGAGGGAGCGAAGGAGACAGAAGAGACAUCUUCCUCCGCGGUGGGUAAGCAGGUGUAUCGAAGGAAAAAAAAAGGUUCACAGUCCCAAGUGGAGAAAGAGGCAGCCGACGAACCCCAGAAGAGGAAGAUAAAACGUUCCCAGAAUGUGCGACCUCCUUACACAGAGGAAAAGGCCAAGAGGGGCAGGAAAAAAUAG
Thlaspi arvense is the source of this 2575-nucleotide messenger RNA. NCBI's taxonomy places the organism in Eukaryota, Viridiplantae, Streptophyta, Magnoliopsida, Brassicales, Brassicaceae. The record is from the annotation of a GenBank genome assembly.